This is a messenger RNA of Durotheca rogersii, 2304 nucleotides long. Its product is annotated as major facilitator superfamily domain-containing protein. Gene Ontology annotation, molecular function: transmembrane transporter activity. Gene Ontology annotation, biological process: transmembrane transport. The transcript has 7 exons. Gene Ontology annotation, cellular component: membrane. The record is from RefSeq and is a predicted model, not a curated record. Bases 561 to 2102 code for a protein of 513 amino acids. NCBI's taxonomy places the organism in Eukaryota, Fungi, Ascomycota, Sordariomycetes, Xylariales, Xylariaceae.
CGUCCAUACCUGGGUUCGGCGAUGCGAUACCACACACGGGCUACACGACGACGACAACAGCUGAUGCUCCACAUGGGACUAGGGUUAAGACGAAUCCGGGAGGUGGUGAACACGGGUCGGAAGAAGAGGUGAGGUUGGUGCUCGCGUGCAUUUCACGCCCACGCGAGAUACGUCGCCGGUACAUGCAGAUAGAAGCCACCAGCCCUGCCCUGUCCAGUGCCCUGCCUGCUGCCAACAACAACCCUUAGGUACAUCCCACCUUGCCUAUAAGAUAAGAGGAGGUCCGAUCGGGAGCUGCCUACCGACGACGAUGCUUUCUUAUCGCCGCCAUGAGCUCGGUCUGGAGUUGUCCGAUUCGUUGUCGUGCACCCCUCAGAAUGCUGCUGAAAUAGUAACCGUCCAACUCCGUGUCCCUACGUGUUGCGUCUCUGUAUUUCAGUCGGGGUAAGCCCCUCCCUAUGGACUGCCCGGCCGAGAGCACCACACGAGAACUCCGAGACGAGACCUGUUGUCAGUAGGCAGGAUCAUCGACGAGCGGAAACCCACCUUCCCCAGCCAGUAUGGCGUCCGAAGAGAAGCCCCCGAGUCACGAUGUCGACAAGUCCACGUCGGUUGCCCACGAGGUCAAGGUGGCCGAGGCCGACAUUAAGGACGAGGCCGGUGCCUUUGCUGUGAGAGCCUUGAUGAGCGGCGCCGUAGACGACGAGGCCUCGCGGAAGGUGAGACGGAAGAUCGACUACAGGAUCCUGCCCUUCAUGUGUAUCACCUACGCCCUCCAGUUCAUCGACAAGACCUCCUUGGGAUACUCGUCCAUCUACGGCAUCAUUCCCGACAACAAACUCCAGGGCCAGGAUUAUUCGUGGGCCAGCUCGAUUUUCUAUUUCGGCUAUCUCCUUGCUGAGUAUCCCGGUAUCGCUAUUCUGCAGAGGUUCCCGGUCGCCAAGUUUCUCGGCGUCAAUAUCGUACUAUGGGGCGCGAUCCUGAUGGUCACGGCAACAUGCUCUUCUUUUUCCGGCCUUGCGACGGCGAGGUUCAUUCUAGGGAUGGUCGAGGCCACGAUCUCGCCCGGAUUUGUAGCCAUCACCGGAAUCUGGUGGACUAGACAGGAGCAAGCUGGCCGGUCGGCUCUAUGGAUCUCCUUCCUCGGCGUCGGCAGCUUCGUCGGAGUGCUGUUGGCUUAUGGAAUCGGCCACAUUCAGGGCUCCCUAUCCACUUGGAAAUACAUAUAUCUCAUCUUGGGGUCCGUAACCAUCGCGUGGGGUAUCGCAUUCGCGCUAUUCGUGCCAGAUAGCCCGACAAGCGUCAAGUGGCUCGGAGAGGACGAAAAGGUCGUUGCCAUCCAGCGCGUGAUCGAGAACAAAACCGGUACCAAAUCGCGCCAUUUUGUCAAGGACCAAGUGAUGGAAGCGGUCACGGAUCCCAAGGUCAUCGUCCUGGGCUUAAUUUCCUUUGUCAACGCCAUUGCCUCUGGCGGGCUCGCCUUCGGCUCGUUAAUCAUCCAGGGUUUCGGUUUUACUCCCCUCCAAACCACGCUUAUGAAUCUUCCCUUAUCUAUCGUCCAGGUUAUAGCGCAGCUCGGCGGCGGGUUUCUGACCACUCGAAUCAGUAGCUCCCGCCUACACGUUGCCUCGGUAGCUAUGAUCCCCCCAAUCGUGGGUACGGUACUCAUUAACCAACUGCAUGAAUCCAAUAAAUGGGGGCGGCUUGUUGGUGUUUGGUUGUUGGGCUCUUAUCCGGUAGGGUUCAUGAUAAUAUUGGGCUUACUUUCAACCAAUAUCGCUGGUAGCACCAAGAGAUCUGUGGCCUCGGGGUGGGUUUUUGUCUGCUACUGUGUCGGUCAGAUCGCGGGGCCACAGUUCUUCAAGAGCACCGAGGCGCCCGCUUAUCGCAGUGGCAUCGUAGCCAUGCUCUGCGGCUUCGUCCUAAACUUGAUUCUAAACCAGGUAUUGCGAUUCCUCUACGUACUCGAGAACAGGAAGCGAGACAAAGACCUUGAGGGGAAGUCCGAGGACGAGAUCGCCGAGAUGAAGAGAACGGGUGAUCUACAGGGGUUUGAAGAUAUUACUGAUAAGAACAACGCUACGUUCCGAUAUGCGUUGUAAUGAAAGUUCGUUCAUAUUCGCGGUGGAUAUCUCUUCAGGGAGGUGUUAUACCUGUGAAGCAGUUCAACCGGGUUAAACAAUUGUACCUAGAGUUAUUUCCCUGCGUUCCUAACCUAACGAAUCCUAACCACAGCACUACUAAAUUCUAAACUAUUUCCACCUUACUAGUCCCUGUUUAGUGCACGUCGCGAUCUUCCUCCGG